AUGCCUGUCACUGAAAUUAAAAGUCAAGAAGACUUCGAGAGACUCAUUAAGAAGUACAAAGUCGUCAUCAUUAAUGCGUAUACUUCAUGGGCCAGUCUCAGCAAGACCACGAACCCUAUCUACGACAGACUCUCCAACCAAAUUCCUUACAACCCGGAAUUAUUCGUCCUCGCCAGACUAGACAUUGGCGAUGCACCUGAUCUUGCCGAAAAACUUGAUGUUCAAGGUGUCCCGUUUUUUAUGGCUUACGAGAAUGGAAUUAGGAAGGACAGUGUUAUGAUGCCCAGUCAGAGUACGCUCCAGAAGUUUCUCAUCUCCUGGUCUGAUAAAGCUCAUGAUCUGGGGAAAUGA
Fusarium tjaetaba is the source of this 351-nucleotide messenger RNA. RefSeq lists its product as uncharacterized. Bases 1 to 351 code for a protein of 116 amino acids. The transcript has a single exon. NCBI's taxonomy places the organism in Eukaryota, Fungi, Ascomycota, Sordariomycetes, Hypocreales, Nectriaceae. The record is from RefSeq and is a predicted model, not a curated record.